AUGGAAUGUUGGGAGAAUAUUGGAAUGGGAAACCUGGUCCGUGAUCUUCUUCUAACAGCAGAUAAUUUCACAAACACUCUGUUUGAUUUUUUUGACAGGUUGCUGCUCCACCAACAGCCCCUAGUCGCAAUGCUCUUGUGGAGCAUCUGGAAAAGUCGCAACACAAAGUUAUGGGAAGCAUCAGAAUCUACUUCCACUUACAUCAUCUCCCGUGCUAAUGGCUCCUUACAAGAAUGGAGUUGUAUGCAAAGAGCAAAGCUCCAAGUGCAAAAUCAAGUGCUUACUCCCUCUUGGGUGAAACCGCGGUUUGGUACGAUUAAAUGCAACACGGAUGCUGCCAUGUUUGAUAACAACUCUACCAUAGGAUAUGGAAUGUGCUUCAGGAACCAUUUGGGACAACUUGUAUUGGGUAAAUCAGGUUACAUUCACUUAUAUGCCUCGUCCCUAGAAGCUGAAACCAUCGCCUUACUCGAAGCUAUCAAAAUGGCUAUUUCAAAUGGAUUUCACUCUGUUUGGUUUGAAACAGAUUGUAAAUUACUUGCAGAUUCCCUUUCAUCAUCUAUUGUUCCUAAUACUGAGUUUGGAGAUCUAGUCUCUCAAUGUCGAAUCCUUUUAUCUACUAUUCCCGACUUUACAGUGUCGUUUGUUAAGAGGCAAGCUAAUAAGGUUGCUCAUAGUAUUGCUAGAGCAUCCUUAUCUCACCCUAGCCCCUAUGUUUUUAAUGAUGUACCAUCUACUAUGUACUCUUUAUUUCUAAAUGAAAUGCACUAA
Molecule: messenger RNA, 771 nt
Organism: Medicago truncatula (barrel medic)
Lineage: Eukaryota; Viridiplantae; Streptophyta; Magnoliopsida; Fabales; Fabaceae
Exons: 1
Coding region: 1-771 (256 amino acids)
Molecular function (GO): nucleic acid binding; RNA-DNA hybrid ribonuclease activity
Source: RefSeq, a predicted model, not a curated record